AUGCUGCGUUGCAUGCGUCGCACGCGGGAGCGCGACCCGCAGCCGCCCCAUGCCACCUACAUCAAGGCGCCGAUGCGGCGCGCCAUGGCCUUUGAGCAGCUGGACGACGUUGACCACGCCCUGCAGGCUGACCUGGAGCAGCCCAUCCUGGCGGAGCGCCAGGAGAAGCUCAAGGACGAGAUGCUGGGCAAGCUCAAGGACCUGGGCAACACCAUCCUCGGGAAGUUCGGCCUCAACCUGGACAACUUCAAGGCGGAGCGGGACGUAGCCACGGGCGGCUAUAGCAGCACGCUCUCGCAGUGA
Molecule: messenger RNA, 303 nt
Organism: Monoraphidium neglectum
Lineage: Eukaryota; Viridiplantae; Chlorophyta; Chlorophyceae; Sphaeropleales; Selenastraceae
Exons: 3
Coding region: 1-303 (100 amino acids)
Source: RefSeq, a predicted model, not a curated record